This is a messenger RNA of Dentiscutata erythropus, 393 nucleotides long. Lineage: Eukaryota; Fungi; Glomeromycota; Glomeromycetes; Diversisporales; Gigasporaceae. The record is from the annotation of a GenBank genome assembly.
AUGGCAUUUAGUGGACAUUGUUCACUUGGUGGUGUUGCUUCAUAUCAAACUUUCACAAAAGAAAUAAUGAAUACUACUGUUGCUAUGAUUAUUUCAGAAUCUCCAGAAUCAUUACGACCACCACUUGUAUCUAUUUUUAAUUUAGACAAUCAAAUAGCUCAUCGAAUUUGUCCUAGAAUUACAAAACCAAGACCUUUUAAACCAUUCGAUGCAUUAAAGCUAUUUGUCAGUCCACUCAAAAAAUCUUUAGCAAAAAUUAUUGAAAAAAAUACACAAGAGAUUCUUCUGGCAAAAAUUAUUAAAGAAGAUACACAAGAGAUUCUUCUGGCUAUUACUUCAAAUUCUGCUCAAGAAUUAUUGUUGAAAAUUGUUCUAAUUGCAAUAUUGAAAUAA